GGGCAGAGCUUGUGGCUGAGAGUCUUUCGGAAACCCAAUUCAUCCUAGUCUGCGACGAUUGGAGCAAAGCACUGAUUCCGCCAUUUUCUUCAUGUCACUGUCCACACCAAUUUCAAUUUCUUCUAUGUUCAUCCCCAUUCCUGUAUUCAUUUAUCUGGCAUUCAAGGUGUUAAUUUGAAAUUCCGAACCCUAAUCCCCAAAAGAUAUGUCAAGAAGAAUGAGUGGCUCAAUCCCACUUGAAGCUCCUACUUCCACCUCUGGAUGUUCAAUUUCAAAUGGGAAUUCAGCUGUUAUAGGUGGGGGAUUAUUUCUUGACAACAAUACUCUUCCUCAUUAUUUAAUCAACGUCGUUUCUCCGAACAACAAUACCCAUCACUGCUCUACCCACCGAACUCCGGGCGGCGGUGUUUUCCGGCAAAAAAAUGGGGUUUCGGGUGGUGGGUUCUUGUCAGUCAGUUUGUCAGUUAAGGGAAGUAGUGAUGGUAUUGAUAGAAAUCCCACCACCCAGUUUAUGGCCGCGGCGGUGGUUGGUGGCGGUAGUGUGGUUGAGGAGAAGAACAAGAAGAAGAUCCAUAUAAGAUUAAGAGGAAAACCUGCUGCUAUGAACACUACAAAGCAUUUAUGGGCUGGAGCUGUUGCUGCCAUGGUUUCAAGAACUUUUGUUGCGCCGUUGGAGAGACUAAAGCUGGAAUAUAUGGUUCGUGGUGAACAGAAGAGUCUUUUUGAGCUAGUUAAAGCAAUAGCUUCUUCUCAAGGUUUGAAAGGCUUCUGGAAGGGCAACUUUGUUAACAUUCUUCGCACCGCUCCAUUUAAGGCCCUGAAUUUUUGUGCCUACGAUUCGUACAGAAGGCAGCUUCUCAGGUUAACCGGAAAUGAAGAAACCACAAAUUUCGAAAGGCUCUUUGCUGGUGCUGGAGCUGGCAUGACUGCUAGUAUUCUUUGCUUACCACUCGACACUAUACGAACAAAGCUGGUGGCGCCUGGUGGUGAGGCCUUGGGUGGUGUAAUAGGAGCUUUUCGCCACAUCAUUCAGACCGAAGGGAUCUUAUCUCUUUAUAAAGGAUUGGUUCCUUCGAUUUUAAGCAUGGCGCCUUCAAGUGCAGUCUUCUAUGGAGUUUAUGAUAUAUUGAAAUCAGCGUAUCUCAAUUCAGCUGAAGGAAAGCAAAGAAUUAAGUACAUGAAACAGCAGGGCAACGAUUUGAACAUUUUGGAACAGUUAGAGUUGGGACCAUUGAGGACGUUACUACACGGAGCCAUUGCUGGUGCUUGUGCAGAGGUUGCUACUUACCCGUUUGAAGUCGUGAGAAGACAGCUACAAUUGCAGGUGCGGGCAAAUAAAUUGAGUGCAUUAGCAACGUGCUUAAGAAUUGUCGAGAAUGGAGGUGUUUCGGCUCUUUAUGCAGGACUCAUUCCUAGUUUACUACAGGUAUUACCUUCGGCUGCAAUAAGCUACUUUGUUUACGAGUUCAUGAAGAUCGUCCUGAAGGUGGAGUUGUAAGUUGUUACAUUUAUAUAACAAUUCAUCAAUGAAUUAAUACACUGUAAUUCAUAGAAGCUAAGAUGUUACUACAUUAUUCACACCCAUGUUCCCAAUUGUAAUUCUUGAUUGCU
This is a messenger RNA of Cynara cardunculus var. scolymus (artichoke), 1611 nucleotides long. Its product is annotated as probable mitochondrial adenine nucleotide transporter BTL3. Lineage: Eukaryota; Viridiplantae; Streptophyta; Magnoliopsida; Asterales; Asteraceae. Bases 206 to 1498 code for a protein of 430 amino acids. Gene Ontology annotation, biological process: transmembrane transport. The record is from RefSeq and is a predicted model, not a curated record. The transcript has 4 exons.